Molecule: messenger RNA, 9538 nt
Organism: Pipistrellus kuhlii (Kuhl's pipistrelle)
Lineage: Eukaryota; Metazoa; Chordata; Mammalia; Chiroptera; Vespertilionidae
Gene: HCFC1
Product: host cell factor C1
Exons: 26
Coding region: 1268-7528 (2086 amino acids)
Biological process (GO): regulation of DNA-templated transcription; chromatin remodeling
Cellular component (GO): histone methyltransferase complex
Molecular function (GO): transcription coactivator activity; protein binding
Source: RefSeq, a predicted model, not a curated record
UUGACGCCCGCGGACAGCCGGGCGAGGGGAAGUGGCAAGAUGGCGGCUCCCACGGCGGAGGCGUGGAAGAGCGCCGAAGGGUACAGCGGGGAUGGGCGCACCGGCGCCUGACUCGGGCGCGGCUUAAGCCCGAGAUAAGCGCGCAGGGACCCCAGGCCUUUGCCUCGGGGCAACGCGGGGGCUCCUUUAAGAGGCGAAGCGGCGCGAAGGCGGGAGGGGGUUGUGACGUCACCCGACCCCGCCCCCUCGCCCGACCGUCGCAGCCGCCAUGUUUAGUUGUUACUUCUUCACACAAGAUGGCGGCUCCCAGGGAGGAGGCAUGAGCACCCUGCCGUUACCGCUCCGCGUGCCGUACAGUUGCCACUUCACGGCCUAACCUGGCUCUUUGAAGCGGCUCCUGUGGGAAGGAGUCAUAAGGUGGGAAUCGAGGAUCCGACGCUGCCUUGCGUUUUGUUUGCAGUGGAAGAACUGACCCAGGAAGAAGAGAAUAGGGGAGAAGGGGGAGCUAAUCUCAAGAUGGCGGCUCCCAGGGCGGCCGGCGCAGCCUGAGCAGCUGAGGCGAACUGACGGGAGAGGUUCAAGACCUCACAAGCCGUACGAACUGCUAGGGUCUGAGCAGUUCCUGAGAAUUCCAGCUCAUUCCACUGGCCUCCGGCGCGCCUCUCUUCCUUACGAGUGUCGAGACUGUGUGGGGAGCGGCGGCUGCACUAAGCGCUGGGCGGGGAAGCGGGACGGUCUCAAGAUGGCGGCUCCCACAAUUGUGGUCUGAGCACCGGCGGGGCUGGGACAACCGCGGCGCUGGUGGCUCCUAUCCACCCGCCCCGGAAGCCGGCCAGUGCGGGGGACUUGGGGGGUGUGGGAACCGGGCCGGGGCUCCGCCAUUUCCGGCGGGUGUGGGCUACGACUGAGGAAGGGAGGAGAGAGAGGCGGCUCAAGAUGGCGGCUCCCAGGUCCUCCCGCCCGAGCUUAUAAGCAGGAGCACCCGGGCAAGUAGUCAGAGCGGCUGGACUCGUAUGCCUCAAGCUUCUCGGGCCUAGCCGCUCUACAGCUUCGGGACGCUUUUGAAGAGUCGGGUGGAAGAGAAGAAGGAAAAGAGCCGAAGGGAAGGAGGGUAGUUAAGAUGGCGGCCUCCAUGGAGCCGUCCACCGCUGUGUGAGGAACUGCUUCUCCGAGAGAGCUGCCUUAGACUAAAGGGGGUGUGUGGGAGGUAUUGGGGGGCUCCUUUCCCGCGUUGUGACUUUCCCCCAUCGCUCCCUUUCCCGGAAUUAUGGCUUCGGCCGUGUCGCCCGCCAACUCUCCAGCGGUGCUCCUGCAGCCCCGCUGGAAGAGAGUGGUAGGCUGGUCGGGUCCAGUGCCCCGACCCCGUCACGGCCACCGCGCCGUGGCCAUCAAGGAGCUCAUCGUGGUGUUCGGCGGUGGCAACGAAGGGAUAGUGGACGAACUGCACGUGUACAACACGGCAACCAACCAGUGGUUCAUCCCAGCUGUGAGAGGGGACAUCCCCCCUGGCUGUGCAGCCUAUGGCUUUGUGUGUGACGGGACUCGCCUGCUGGUGUUUGGUGGAAUGGUAGAGUAUGGGAAGUACAGCAAUGACCUCUACGAACUCCAGGCAAGUCGGUGGGAGUGGAAGAGGCUCAAAGCAAAGACACCCAAAAACGGGCCCCCUCCGUGUCCUCGGCUUGGGCACAGCUUCUCUCUUGUGGGCAACAAAUGCUACCUGUUUGGGGGCUUGGCCAACGAUAGCGAGGACCCCAAGAACAACAUUCCGAGGUACCUGAAUGACUUAUACAUCCUGGAAUUACGGCCAGGCUCCGGAGUGGUGGCCUGGGACAUCCCCAUCACUUACGGUGUCCUGCCCCCACCGCGGGAGUCACACACUGCCGUGGUCUACACCGAGAAAGACAACAAGAAGUCCAAGCUGGUCAUCUACGGAGGGAUGAGCGGCUGCCGCCUGGGGGACCUCUGGACUCUAGAUAUUGAGACUCUGACGUGGAAUAAGCCCAGUCUCAGCGGAGUGGCCCCUCUUCCUCGAAGUCUCCACUCAGCUACAACCAUAGGCAACAAAAUGUACGUGUUUGGUGGCUGGGUACCUCUCGUCAUGGAUGACGUCAAAGUGGCCACACACGAGAAGGAGUGGAAGUGCACCAACACCCUGGCUUGUCUCAACCUGGAUACCAUGGCCUGGGAAACCAUCCUGAUGGACACACUGGAGGACAAUAUCCCCCGAGCCCGAGCUGGCCAUUGUGCCGUGGCCAUCAAUACCCGCCUGUACAUAUGGAGUGGGCGUGACGGCUACCGAAAGGCCUGGAACAACCAGGUCUGCUGCAAGGACCUUUGGUAUCUGGAAACAGAAAAGCCACCGCCUCCAGCCCGGGUACAGCUGGUACGCGCAAACACCAACUCCCUGGAGGUGAGCUGGGGGGCAGUGGCAACCGCCGACAGUUACCUUCUGCAGCUCCAGAAAUAUGACAUUCCUGCCACGGCUGCUACUGCCACCUCCCCCACACCCAAUCCAGUCCCGUCCGUGCCUGCUAACCCCCCCAAGAGUCCUGCCCCCGCAGCAGCCGCACCUGCUGUGCAGCCGCUCACCCAAGUAGGCAUCACACUCCUGCCCCAAGCUGCCGCCGCGCCCCCUACCACCACCACCAUCCAGGUGUUGCCACCGGUGCCUGGGAGCUCGAUUUCCGUGCCCGCUGCAGCCAGGACACAAGGUGUCCCUGCUGUUCUCAAAGUGACUGGUCCUCAGGCUACAACGGGAACCCCCUUAGUCACCAUGCGACCCGCCAGCCAGGCCGGGAAAGCCCCUGUCACCGUGACCUCCCUUCCUGCAGGCGUGCGAAUGGUUGUGCCAUCCCAGAGUGCUCAGGGGACGGUGAUCGGCAGCAACCCACAGAUGAGCGGCAUGGCUGCGCUGGCCGCUGCAGCCGCCGCCACCCAGAAGAUCCCUCCUUCCUCGGCUCCCACGGUGCUGAGUGUCCCAGCGGGCACCACCAUCGUCAAGACUGUGGCUGUGACACCUGGUACUACCACCCUCCCAGCCACGGUCAAGGUGGCCUCCUCGCCAGUCAUGGUGAGCAACCCAGCCACUCGGAUGCUGAAGACUGCAGCUGCCCAGGUGGGGACAUCGGUCUCCUCCGCUGCCAACACAUCCACUCGGCCCAUCAUCACGGUGCACAAGUCCGGGACUGUGACCGUGGCCCAGCAAGCCCAGGUGGUGACUACAGUUGUGGGCGGGGUCACCAAGACCAUCACCCUGGUGAAGAGCCCCAUCUCUGUCCCAGGAGGCAGUGCUCUGAUUUCCAAUCUGGGCAAAGUGAUGUCAGUGGUCCAGACUAAACCAGUUCAGACUUCUGCAGUCACAGGCCAGGCAUCUACGGGCCCCGUGACUCAGAUCAUCCAGACCAAAGGGCCCCUGCCAGCCGGGACCAUCCUGAAGCUGGUGACCUCAGCAGAUGGCAAGCCCACCACAAUCAUCACUACCACGCAGGCCAGCGGGGCUGGGAGUAAGCCCACCAUCCUGGGCAUCAGCAGCGUGUCGCCCAGCACCACCAAGCCUGGCACGACCACUAUCAUCAAGACGAUCCCCAUGUCCGCCAUUAUCACCCAGGCGGGCGCCACAGGUGUGACAAGCAGUCCUGGCAUCAAGUCCCCCAUCACUAUUAUCACCACCAAGGUUAUGACUUCAGGUACUGGAACACCUGCGAAAAUCAUCACUGCUGUCCCCAAAAUUGCCACUGGCCAUGGGCAGCAAGGAGUGACCCAGGUGGUGCUGAAGGGCGCUCCCGGACAGCCAGGUACCAUUCUUCGCACCGUGCCCAUGGGGGGCGUCCGCCUGGUCACCCCUGGCACCGUCUCUGCCGUCAAGCCGGCCGUCACCACCCUGGUUGUGAAGGGCACCACAGGCGUCACAACCUUAGGCACUAUGACGGGCACCGUUUCUACCAGCCUCGCGGGAGCUGGGGGCCACAGUACCAGUGCCUCCCUGGCCACACCCAUCACCACCUUGGGCACCAUUGCCACCCUCUCCAGCCAAGUGAUCAAUCCCACUGCCAUCACUGUGUCUGCUGCUCAGACCACGCUGACAGGGGCCGGAAGUCUUACCACACCCACCAUCACGAUGCAGCCUGUCUCACAGCCUACUCAGGUGACUCUGAUCACGGCACCCAGCGGGGUCGAGGCCCAGCCCGUGCACGACCUUCCGGUGUCCAUUCUGGCCUCGCCUACCACAGAGCAGCCCACGGCCACUGUCACUAUCGCCGAUUCUGGCCAGGGGGACGUGCAGCCAGGCACCGUGACGCUGGUGUGCUCCAACCCACCCUGCGAGACCCACGAGACGGGCACCACCAACACCGCCACCACCACCGUCGUGGCUAACAUGGGAGGGCACCCGCAGCCAACCCAAGUGCAGUUCGUCUGCGACAGGCCCGACGCAGCCGCUUCCCUCGUGACCUCCACGGUGGCGCAGCAGAACGGCAGUGUGGUUCGCGUCUGCUCCAACCCGCCCUGCGAGACCCACGAGACGGGCACCACCAACACGGCCACCACUGCCACCUCCAACAUGGCUGGGCAGCUCGGCUGCUCCAACCCACCCUGCGAGACCCACGAGACGGGUACCACCAGCACCGCCACCACUGCCAUGUCGAGCAUCGGUGCCGGCCAGCAGCAAGGCACCCGGCACCCCUGCGCGGCCACCACCAUCCCUGUGAUCCGGGUCACCGUGCCCACCGGGAAACUGGAGGGAGCCGUGAGUUUCAAGUCCUUAUGCCAAACUCGCCAGACCAGCGCGACCAACACCACUAUGACUGUGAUGGCUACUGGGGCCUCGCGCUCAGACAGCCCUGCUUUCGUGCAGCUGGCCCCUGCAAGUGGCCAAGUCAGGCUUGGCCCCAGCAGCAAGGACAGCCCUGUCACCGACCUAAGCCAGCUGGUGUCCAUGGGGCGCCAGCCGGAGGCACAGCACACCCACACAACCAACACCCCCACCACGGCCCGCUCCAGCAUGGGUGCUGGGGAGUCCGGCGAGCUGCGGGGGACCCCCACGCCUGCAUGUGAGAGCUCUUCUAGUGCCGCUGUGACUGUGACAGGCCUGGAGACACUGCUGUGCUCCCCGGCCCCCGUGACACAGGUCUGCUCCAACCCACCCUGCGAGACCCACGAGACGGGCACCACCAACACGGCCACUACCUCGAAUGCAGGCAACGCCCAGCGCGUCUGCUCCAACCCACCGUGCGAGACCCAUGAGACGGGCACCACCCAUACGCCCACCACCGCCACCUCCGGUGUGGGUGCAGGCCAGCCCGAGGGGGCGCAGCAGCAGCAGCAGCAGCAGCCCCCCGCCAGCCGCCCCUGCGAGACGCACCAGACCACUUCCACCGGCACCACCAUGUCAGUCAGCGUGGGUGCCACAGCCCCGGACAGCAACCCGCCCCUCAGGACCCAGGAGUCCGGGUUGGAGGGGGCAGCACCGCCCACCAGCGCUCCCCAGACCAGCGCUUCGCUGUUGACCCCUUUCCCAACACAGAGGGUGUGCUCCAACCCCCCCUGUGAGACUCACGAGACAGGCACCACGCACACGGCCACCACGGUCACCUCCAACAUGAGCUCCAACCAAGAUCCGCCACCAGCUGCCAGUGACCAAGGAGAGGCGGAGAGCACCCAGGGCGACAGCGUGAACAUCACCAGCUCCAGUGCCAUCACGACGACUGUGUCCUCCACGCUGACGCGGGCUGUGACCACCGUGACACAGUCCACCCCAGUCCCCGGCCCCUCGGUGCCGAAGAUCUCAUCAGUGACCGAAACUGCCCCAGGGGCUCUGACCACCGAAGUCCCCAUCCCGGCCACGAUAACAGUGACCAUAGCCAACACAGAAACUUCUGACAUGCCCUUCUCUGCUGUUGACAUCCUGCAGCCCCCAGAGGAACUCCAGGCCUCCCCCGGGCCUCGCCAGCAGCUGCCGCCACAGCAACUCCUGCAGCCUGCCUCCACCCCCAUGAUGGGGGAGUCCGCCGAGGUCCUGUCAGCCUCGCAGACCUCUGAGCUCCAGGCCGCUGUGGAUCUGAGCAGCACAGGCGACCCCGCUUCGGGCCAGGAGUCUGCCAACUCCGCCAUGGUGGCCACUGUGGUGGUCCAGCCACCGGCGCCCACCCAGUCGGAAGUAGACCAGUUGUCACUUCCCCAAGAGCUGAUGGCUGAGGCCCAAGCGGGCACUACCACCCUCAUGGUCACGGGGCUCACCCCUGAGGAGCUGGCAGUGACCGCCGCUGCCGAAGCGGCUGCCCAGGCUGCGGCCACAGAGGAAGCCCAGGCCCUGGCCAUCCAGGCGGUGUUGCAGGCCGCACAGCAGGCUGUCAUGGCAGGCACCGGGGAAGCCAUGGACACGUCCGAGGGGGCAGCAGCUGUGACCCAGGCGGAGCUGAGCCACCUGUCUGCUGAGGGCCAGGAGGGCCAGGCCACCACCAUCCCCAUCGUGCUGACGCAGCAAGAGCUGGCCGCCCUGGUGCAGCAGCAGCAGCAGCUGCAGGAGGCACAGGCCCAGCAGCAGCAGCACCACCACCUGCCCACGGAGGCCCUGGCCCCUGCCGAUAGCCUCAACGACCCGACCAUCGAGGGCAACUGCCUCAGUGAGCUGGCCGGGGCCGUGCCCAGCACUGUGGCCCUGCUGCCCUCCACAGCCACUGAGAGCCUGGCUCCUUCCAACACGUUUGUGGCCCCCCAGCCAGUCGUGGGAUCCAGUCCCGCUAAGCUGCAGGCCGCCGCUACCCUGACUGAGGUGGCCAAUGGCAUUGAGUCCCUGGGUGUGAAGCCAGACCUGCCACCCCCGCCCAGCAAAGCCCCCGUGAAGAAAGAGAACCAGUGGUUUGAUGUGGGCGUUAUUAAGGGCACUAAUGUCAUGGUGACACACUACUUCCUGCCACCUGAUGAUGCUGCCCCGUCUGAUGACGACUCGGGCACUCUUCCGGACUAUAACCAACUGAAGAAGCAUGAACUGCAGCCUGGCACAGCCUACAAGUUCCGUGUCGCUGGGAUCAACGCCUGUGGCCGGGGGCCCUUCAGUGAGAUCUCGGCUUUUAAGACGUGUCUGCCUGGUUUCCCAGGGGCCCCCUGUGCCAUUAAAAUCAGCAAAAGUCCGGAUGGUGCUCACCUCACCUGGGAGCCGCCCUCUGUGACCUCCGGCAAGAUUGUUGAGUACUCGGUGUACCUGGCCAUCCAGAGCUCACAGGCCGGCGGUGAGACCAAGAGCUCCACCCCGGCCCAGCUGGCCUUCAUGCGCGUGUACUGCGGGCCCAGCCCCUCCUGCCUCGUGCAAUCAUCCAGCCUCUCCAACGCCCACAUUGACUACACCACCAAGCCUGCCAUCAUCUUCCGCAUCGCCGCCCGCAACGAGAAGGGCUACGGCCCGGCCACCCAAGUGAGGUGGUUGCAAGAAACCAGUAAAGACAGCCCUGGCACCAAGCCUGCCAGCAAGCGGCCCAUGUCCUCCCCCGAAAUGAAAACCGCUCCAAAGAAAUCUAAGGCAGAUGGCCAGUGAGAGGCAGCUGGCUCGCACCUGGAUUCCUCUCCUGACCCCACCUCUGCUUCAGGAACACCACCCACCAGGGCCCUCCCGGGCCAUCCCACCCCUGAGCGCUUACACUUUACCCUCCCAAGCUACUGGCCACCAUCCAUUCUCUCUCCUUUUCUCUGUUUUGAAAAUAAUCUCAAGAAAGCACAUCUUACCGUUGCUGUUGGGAGGAAGCAGAGGCAGGUCUGGAAGAAACGUGAGCCCGUGAGAGCAGUGCACUUGCUCCUCUCCAGGCCUCCCGUGGGGGCUGAGCGCCCCCGAGGCCAGAGACCCCGAGGGAGGGAAACAAACUUUAAAGCAAAGAUGCGAAAGCAGUGGGGGCCCGCGCCCCGCCAACCUGGGAGCCUCUUGCUAUUGAUUCCCCUUGGCUGGAGAAGGCGGCCGAGGGGCAGUGGACUGAAGCCAGGGAACAACACCCCUCAACCCCCCCUACACCGCUUUGUGGGGGCAGCCUGAGCUGGGUGUGUGUGUGUGUGUAUGAUUUAUUUUAUUUUGUUCCCGUUGCAUUUCCCGCCACCUAAUAGCCCGCCCUUGACUUAACCCAGCCCAUCUCUGCCCGUGAUCCCAUGGGAAGCUUACACAUUUUUCUCAGAGGCCUUUUUAUCUCCCCCAUCUCCUCCUUCCCUCUUCCCUUGUAAGAGACGACAAGAAAGAAAGAAGCCGAAAGGGGGAGAAGGGGCCCCAUGGUGGGCUGAGCAGUGUUCUGUGAAAACCUGGCUCCCGGCGGGGCCUACAGAAGCCCCCUACCCCCCCCCCCCCACCCAGCCUGGCUUCGGCCCCCCUGGGUUGGAGCCAGGGGCCACAUCACCAACUGCUGCAUUUGUUGUAUUUUUUUAAGUUUAAAUUGAAGGCAACAUUUUUAUUGUAAUUUUAGCCUUAGCGUGUGGGGUUUUGUCCCUUUUUUGUUAGUUGUGUACAGAAUGUGUAUUUUUUUGUUGUUGUUGUUAACUUCUCUCCUUGGCUAAGCCUUGGCGCAGGCAUCCUUCGGGAGGAAAAGCUGGGGGCAGCCAGGAUAGACGAGGCAUGGAAUCUUCCCCCCCCCCCCCCCCCCCCCGUGCACCCGGUGUUUUCUGCGCAGCUCAAUUUCCUCUUCCCGGCUCUGCCCUCUGCCCCUGUGCCUGUCCUCAAGCCUCCGGGAUGAAGAAGGGGUGAGCUGUCAAACAUCACUCUCCACGGGCGAGUGCUCCACCUCACACCACAGGAUUGAGCUUGAAAAUGUGCGGGAACCUCGAGUCAGGUUUCUGAGGGGGACAGUCCAGAGGCCCGGGCCAACCAUCCUGAUCCUGGUUCACAGCAUCCCUCCGCCCCCCGCCCCCAGGCUCCCUCCUUGGCAUAGCUGGCUUCGAGUAUCCGACACCCUCAAUUAAAUUACCGCUUCCUGCAGCCACCCACUUCCACUCCACAAGCAACUUAGUAAGGGGAAGGGUGGGGUAGGCAUGAAGGGGAACUUCAGGCAGUCAGAGGGCAUGCGUGUGGGUUGACAGCACUGGCUAUCAUGUCUCUGAAUGUGCAGCACUGUCCCAAGGCUGUGUAGUCAGUCCUAUGGGGACUCGGGCUUAGGCCUCUGCUCAGAGUGGCUACUGAGCCAGCUUUCUGGUAAGGAGCAAGGUUUGCAAGCCGGUCCCACUAGGUGAGCUGCCCGACUGCAGGCGCCGCCUCCCAACCCCAGUCUGCAGUGGAGACCAGCUGUAGCUGAUGACUGCCCCCCCAUGCCCCCACCGCCUGGCUCCUUUCUGGGGCCUCUGGUUGUUGUAUUAUAGUAUAUUUCGCUGUGGAAAAUGUCAUGUUUAGUCACCUUGGAGCCCAUUCGCCUGGUUUCAUCGUUUCCCUGUCCCUCGUCCCAAGCGCCCUUUGAUUUCUCGUUUCUAAGAACAGUACGCCCGUUCUAUUGUAGAGUAACCCCCGUGACUCAAUAUUACCAUAGUGCAAUGUCGUUUUGUGCUAUUUUGAACAAUUAAAAGACCUUUUUUGAAAUAA